Molecule: messenger RNA, 1803 nt
Organism: Suillus subaureus
Lineage: Eukaryota; Fungi; Basidiomycota; Agaricomycetes; Boletales; Suillaceae
Exons: 4
Coding region: 187-1803 (538 amino acids)
Source: RefSeq, a predicted model, not a curated record
CCUUCUUUUGUUUUGACCUUGAGGAGGAGGCAUGUACUAGUAGGCUGGACAAGCCACUCCAUGGCCAUGCAAGGCCAACACCUGAUACAGCCAGUUCACCAACAAAAUUCAUUCACUAAUAAUCAACAGCUACAGUCUGCAAUGAAUCAACAGCAGCAGCAGUUAUUGCCUGCUUAGCACUGUCAAAUGCAACACUAUGAUAUGGUUGUUCAGCGCAUUAAAGACCUCAGGCAAUCAGGCACCACAAUAGAGACCUCCCCUGAACUUGCACAGCUUGUCAAUGUCUAUUCACAAACCCAAAUGAGUAAACAAUUGCAUCCAGACCAGCCACAGUCAAAUGGCCACCAACCACAACCACCUCCUUCCACUGAUGGUCUCAUUAAUGGUGCUGCUGUCAAUGGUCACACCACAAUAAUGGCCUACAGACUCAUCACCUGCAGAGCCCCCAUCCCAGACCACCUACAGCAUGCAAUUCAUGUUCCUAACACUGCUAUCCCAGAUCUCGAGAAGCUUCUCCAGGCCCCAGAUGCACCCUCCUGUAUAGUCGACAGUGCUGCUAAAAUACAGAAAGGCUACAUUGCCCUGCCCCCACCCACCGAAACACCUGUGCCAGUUGAAGUCAUAAAAGAAGAAGAGCAUGGUCCUCCCAUUGACCCUGCUGAUCUUCCCAAAGGUCCUUUCCUCGAAGAAGCUGUCAACUCGGGCAUCUACCCUUACAAUGCAUUCAAGCUUCCCUUCUCCCACCUCAAGCGCCCAGCCAAUAUUGACCCAACUAUGGUCGCAAUGCGCCUUCAGUGCCUCCUCAUCCCCUCCAUAAUGCCUGUAGGCCUCGACAUGCACCAGAUCAUCAAUGAACAUGAUCGCUUCAUAGAAGCAUGUGUCCAGCAGCGCAUUAAAGAGCUCAAGGAGAUUCCAGCCACCAUCGGCGAGGGCAACUUUGAUUCUCUGGCAGACAUUAUCCUCAGCUUGCACAAGCAAGAGCCUGCCAAUGACAACCAGCAACUCUCAGCGCUGUCCCCACAUGGGAAGCUACGUGCAAUGAUCAAGCUCAAGUCCCUCAAGGUGCCCGAGAAGCAACAUGCUAUGUGUGCAAGUGUUGCAGAGCACCUGACUCAAGGCACCCUGCUUCCACUCAACCGCGUGGACUUUAGAUGGACCUGCAAUCCCAUGCUCAGAGAUGCACACAUGACCAAGCAGGCAGAACGCAAGCAAUGUAUCGACCAUGAGAGGCGUGCAAAACACAAGCACGUCAAGCAGCUCAGCGUCAUCUGUCAACAUGGACGGGACAUCAUCGCUGUGAACUGUUCUGCACAAGACCGGGUCACGAAGCUUGGGCGUGCUGUGUUGUCAUUCCAUGCAUUCACUGAGAAAGAGGAGCAGAAGUGUAUUGAGAGGAUAUCGAAGGAGCAUUUGAAGGUGCUUAAGGCAGAUGAUGAGGAGGCAUAUAUGAAGCUUAUUGAUACAGCAAAGGAUACGCGCAUCACCCAUUUGCUGCAGCAGAUGGAUGCCUAUCUCGAUUCACUUGCACAGGCUGUCAUGGCACAGCAGAAUGAGUCUGGCCCAUUGGAUAUGAACUUUGACCAAGAGGAAGGCCCUGCAAACAAGGCCAUGUUGGGUGCCCAGGUCAGUGCUGAUGCCCAAGAUGACAAGGGCAAGGUGGACUAUUAUGCAGUUGCACAUUGCAUUUCGGAGAAGGUCAUGAAGCAGCCUGGCAUUCUUAUUGGCGGUCAGCUCAAGGCAACAUUGCUGUCAAAAUCCCUGCACAUCCAUGCCCUUGCUCGGCUACUAGUCACCCUUAAUUGA